UGACCAUGUUGACCAUGUUGACCAUGUUGUAAAGCAUGAGCUGACAUUGAGAGAGGCUGGCCAGAGAGUUCAGCCCAACCUCAGCAGAUAUACUGCUGCUUCAGUAAUUCGGACAUUUCGACCAGAGCACAGGUAUAAAAACAACUUUUCUCUGCUGUCUACAAUACAAUAUAGCCUACUACACGACCUCCAUCAGUACUAUUUGGUACCAUUCACUGUGUUCCAUGUUUGAGACAAGGUCUUGUGUGCUGUCUUGUGACAUUUACUGUAACAUGUAUUUUGAUUGAUCUACAUAGGAUUGAGGGUCGAGAACAUAGAGGAGGAAGGAGCCCCAUAUUCACAGAGGAACAAGAGAGAGCUAUUAUAAACAUAUAUAAACAUAUAAACAUUUGGCCAAUAAUGUCACAUGUCUUAGAGAAAUGCAGACAAACAUCCUGAAUGACCACACAGUUUUCAAUAAUGUCCAUCAGGUCUCUCUCACAACACUGGGGCGAAUCCUUAAAAAGCAUCACAUCCAGAUGAAACAACUGUACCAAGUGCCAUUGGAAAGAAAUUCUGAAAGAGUAAAAGACCUACAGCAUGAAUAUGUGGAGAGAGUUCUGCUAAUUGAUGGUGAUCCAAUCUCACAUGAAUUUAUUGUCAUAGAUGAGGCUGGGUUCAACCUGACUAAAGUAAGAAGAAGAUGGAGAAACAUCAUUGGCCAUAGAGCUAUUUUGAAUGUCCCGGGCCAACGUGGAGGCAACAUCACAGUGUGCUGCAAUCACACAGAAUGGGAUCCUACACCGCCAUGCCGAGUUUGGUCCUUACAACACGGCCCACAUUAUCACAUUUUUAGACAGACUUCACAACAUUGUCACAGCAGAACAACAAAUGGAUGCCAAGCAGAUGAGAUACACUGUCAUCUGGGACAUGUAUCUUUCCACCGAUCUGCUCUUGUCCAAAACUGGUUUCAUGAUCAUCCACAAUUUUCACUCCAAUACCUCCCACCAUACUCUCCCUUCCUCAACCCCAUUGAAGAGUUUUUUUCGGCAUGGUGGUGGAAGGUUUACGAUCUCCAGCCCUAUGUCAGGAUUCCCCUCAUUCCAGCCAUGGAGGAGGCCUGUGGCCUAAUUGAUGCAGGGUCUGUGCAAGGAUGGAUUCGCCAUUCAAGAAGAUUCUUCCCUCGCUGUCUUGUGAGAGAGGACAUCGCCUGUGAUGUGGAUGAAGUGCUGUGGUCAGAUCCAGCUAGGCCAAGAGAUGCUUAGGUUGUUUUUUCUUUUCUUUCUUUUCUUUCUUUUUUUAAACUUUAUACUUAUGCUUUUGUCUCCAUGUUUUUGUUUGUGUACUAUAUUGUAUUUUGAAUAUGUUCUGAUUUGAAAUGCAGCCUUUGGAAAAGCACGACUGUAUUGAAUGGCUGUACAAUGUGGUGAGAGAAAGAUUUUCGUCAAUGUACAGUACUGGUGUCAUGGUUUUUUUUUCAAUAUUCAUGUAUUUUACAUUAACAUAAAAGUUACAAGUGUUUAUG
Molecule: messenger RNA, 1504 nt
Organism: Hemibagrus wyckioides
Lineage: Eukaryota; Metazoa; Chordata; Actinopteri; Siluriformes; Bagridae
Exons: 2
Coding region: 420-1244 (274 amino acids)
Molecular function (GO): nucleic acid binding
Source: RefSeq, a predicted model, not a curated record